Molecule: messenger RNA, 4470 nt
Organism: Leucoraja erinaceus (little skate)
Lineage: Eukaryota; Metazoa; Chordata; Chondrichthyes; Rajiformes; Rajidae
Gene: jhy
Product: junctional cadherin complex regulator
Exons: 10
Coding region: 1215-4295 (1026 amino acids)
Biological process (GO): axoneme assembly
Source: RefSeq, a predicted model, not a curated record
AAUCCAUAUUCCCAUUGCAGUCCCAAAAGUUCACCAUUGUCGGGGAAAUUCCUUCAUUGGCUACCAGAGGUUGCCUUGCCCAGAUGGUUAUAUUUUGGGGAGUGGAGUGAACUGGACAAGGGAGAGUGGAGAGAGACACAAAAUGCUGAAUUCAGCAGGUCAGACAGCAUCUCUGGAGAAUAGGAAUUGGUGAAUUUUUCAAGUCAAGUCCCUUCUUCAGACUCCCUAGUUGCGUUGCUGAUUUUCCUCUUGCUUUUGCUACUCCCUUGACCCCUUUUCACUGACCCCUCUAAGUCUGAAGAAGGGUCUCGACCCGAAACGCUGUCUAUUCCUUCUCUCCAGAGAUGCUGCCUGCCCCGCUGAGUUACUCCAGCUUUUUGUGUAGGUAUCUUGGGUUUAAACCAGCAUCUGCAGUUCCUUCCUACACAGAAGAAAAUGUAGAAUGGUUCAUUGUUGGCUGAGGAGAAGGUGACAAGGAGACAUACAAUCAGUAAAAUUAAUCAAAUUGACAGUGAGACUAGUCGGAGAACUAGGGUGGGGGAGGGAUAGAAAUCGAGGGAAUACAAGGGUUACUUGAAGUUGGAGAAAUCAUGAUUGAUACCGCUGGGUUGUAAGCUGCCCAAGUGAAAGAGGCAAAAACAACAGGUAAGCCACCUGUCGUCUGGGCUGCCGCACCUGUGCACCAGCUGCUGGACCUGAACCACCAGAGGACCAUGGUUGGGUUGUUGGGAUAGAAGUUCCAAAGAAAUCCUAUUGAUUUUAGUCGCAGCUUUUCAAGAACAGCACGUGAGAUAUCCCAUUUCUUCUACAACGGUACAUCCAACAUAUCAUGCACUGGAUAUUUCUACAGCAGUUUACUUUGAAUAGGUCAUUGGUCUGACCAAGAGAAUGUACCGAGAUUGGCGGGUGAUCAGCAUUUAACUCAAUGAGCACAAGUAUGCUACUCUUGUCAAAACUGAGUACUUUUGCGGGAUGUCAUCAACGUUUUUGGAGCAUGACGUCAUUGCUCUCAGGGCAAAUUUAAUCAACUGCAAGUUGAAAACAGUUAACUAAUUUGGCUGCAACAUUAAACAAGAUAUGAUUUUCCUAUACAUGUGAUGAAAUCAAGAAAAUCCUUUUGAUGCAGACAUUUCUGAUCCAUUUCUGUGAAUUAGUACUGUAUCUUUACAAGGAUCAAUCAAUUAAACCUCUUAGCACUCUAAAAAACGAUAACAAUGGAUGAAAAUAAGGAUCCUACACAGAGAAGAGGAAUACAGUUUAACUCAGGAGAUUGCAACCAACUGAAAGAAGUGUCAAAGAGACCAUUUUCACAGGAGCAAGGAGAACAUUUUCACUUAAAUUUAUAUGACUCAUUGGAGUCUGAUUCUGACAGUUUAAUUCAAGAGAAACAAUACCAACUGGAGCUGAAACAUCGCAUUCAGAAUAAUGAAGAAAUGGUAUUUCAAACUUUAGACACUGAUAUGCAGAAUGGAGAUGGUGAAGGCCAGGAUUUCUACGAUAGUCUUGAAGAAACAGAAGACGAAAAUGAGUUUGACGGAAACAAAUUUGAAGCUGAACACAAGCAUAGUAAAAAAACAAGAAAUCACCUGAGAGACAGAUAUGCCAGCCUAAGGUAUAAUCCUAAUUGGAGGAAUACCAGAGAGGGAGAAGAAAUUCUAUUGUCUAAGGAGGUGAUUCAACAACAAAGCCCACAUCUUAAUGAUUCGCUGAUGACUUUGCUCCAAGAGUCAAAUGACCUUUUGGAGAAUAAUGUUGCAAGGUCCCAUGAAUUUGAGCAACUAGAUUUAUCAGAACAUAAAAGGCUAUCAUAUAAAUCUCAAGGAAGUAGAUUUGGUUUCAAAGGAAAUGUUAAUAAUGUAGAGAAACAACCUAAAAGAAAAAGACCUCCUUCUCCUUGUAAAUUUGGUGGCAGCAGUCAAGAAGAAUGUGACUCUUUAGAUUCUUCUGCCUCUUAUGAUGAAAAUAAUACAACUGAUUUGCAUGACCACAGAAAAAGUGGAUCAGAAUAUAUUACAAAAACUGCGCUGUGGAAUAAAUACGGGAAAAAUAAAUGUCGCAAUCGAACAAGUGACAAUGAAAUGUUGAAGGAUCAUAAAUAUAAACGCUUUGACUUAUUGGAACAGAAGAAACAAAUAGGUAGAUCUCAAGGAGUUAGAUUUCGUUUGAAAGAGAAUGAUAACAAUGAAGAGAAAUCGACUAAAAGGAAAAGACCACCUUCUCCUUAUUGUAAAAAUACUGAAAGCAGUCAAGAAGAAUGUGACUCCCCCGAUUCACUUGGAUCUUAUGAGACCAAUAAGAGUGAUUCACAAAAGGAUAGAAAAUUAGCACCAGAUAGAAUUACAGAAACAGAAUCCCAGGAAAACCAUGGGAAAAAUAAAUCACGCCACGAAGACAACGUUGAAAAUUUGAACGAUCACUAUGAGAAAGAGUACACACGGUACCGGGAGCAUGAAUCAAUGCAUGGUGAUGGAAACGUGCAUAGGGUUAAAAACAGAAAGAUCCCUGCAGUCUCUUAUGACAGAAAAUUACAAAUGAAAGAAACAUCACAGAAUGAUAUUGUGGAACGUAAUAAGCAAACUCUGGGAGCACGCAAAUUAACCUCAUAUCAACAAUUAUACAAUGAAAAGAAGACCAAAAGUACUCAGGAGGUAUCCACUGCCAAAAGUUCCAACACCAUGACCAUUGAGGAGUCCAAGCAAAAUACUGUCGAGGAUCAGGAGAACAACAGUAUUGAGAUGAAAUGGAAGCAAAGAGCACAGAAGUUACAGAACUGCAAGACAAAACAAUUAUCCACUAAGAAAAAAGGAUUAACGAAAAUAGUGAGAGAAAAACCUCCACGACCGCCUAAUAAGCCUUUGCCUAUCCAGCAAGUGCAGAAAACUCAUCAUGACGAGAAGCGGCGACAUAUAGAAGAUGUGGAGGUUCAUCAGAAUAAAAAUACAUCUGAGUUGCUAAUAAUUGACAGAGAUGAUAACUGUGUUCCAUUGACUCCCGGCAGUGAUAAUACAUUUUCGUCAGUAUCCCUCAGUCAUGUUGGUCCAGCUGUUAUUCCCAAUUGUCAGCCAACAGUGAAUCUCAACAUUCAUUUAAAUACUUCUUCAGAUUUUGUCCCAAGUAUAUCUGGUGAUAAUGCACAAACAACUGUUACGCUGGUUCCAUCACGUCACCCAAUGAACCAUGGCUCUUCAUAUUACAAAACCCACAAUAUUUAUAAUGCUCUGCAGCCCCAAAAUCCUGUUCCAUAUCUUCAAGACUAUCAAAGGAUCAUUCGCAAUCCAAACCAGCACAACAAUGACCCAUCAAAAUUUUCAACAGCUUUCAAUGCACAAGAAAAGGCACAGUAUCAACUCAUGUGUAAUGCACAAGACCCUUUUCAAGCACUCUAUACACAGGCUCAUCAUGAUCUAAUGGUCAAUCCUAAUUAUCAUCAGGCUGCAUAUCCUAGAGCAUUAGCAGCAGUUCCUUACAAUCAUACCAGGUCAAAUCCAAUACCUUAUUCAGUGAACCAGGAAAAAGUGAUAAGAGAAGAUAACCAUCUUGGAAAGGAACAUGGAAAUUCGGGGUUUACUACACUACCCUUUCUAACUUCGCAACAACAGUAUUUGGUUCAAUCUCCAAGCACACGGCUCAUUCAGCAAAUGGAAAACAUUUAUAAAGACACGCCACGUCUGGCUCACACACAUCCCAAUUCCUGCCUGGUGCUACCAUCCAUUUAUCCCAUGGCGGGGAGUGACUCCGAACUGGACACUGGAAGAAACAAUAAAAUACCGACAACUAUGACGCGCUGUAACUCAGAUGGCUACUUGGCACAAAUGGAGAAAGUUAAUAAGCUCAAGGAAAAUAAAGAUUUCAAGCCUUUUACAGUCCACGACAACAAGGACCUAAAACAGGACGUGAAACUUGGAGGCUUGGGACCUGACUAUACAUCUUCUCAGGACAAAGCAAAGAAAAUGAAACGACAAAAGGAAUAUGCAAAGCAAGUUAACGAACAGAACCUGAAAGGCGGAUGCAAAUCAUCUACCUCCCUGCCGAACCAAUCACCAAGCAUUGAAAAUAAAAAUAUUACUUCAAGCCGGAAAGUGGCAAUAGAAUAUGCUAAAACGAUUCAAAAACCAAAACCAGUUCCAGCUAAUUCCAAGAUGGCCAGUGAGUUGGAAGAUCAGAAUCAAUUAACAAAACUUGAUCACUGUGUACAACUGUGCCCACCUGAAAAUACAAUGCUUGAGAUGCUGCAGGAACGACAUGAAAAGGAGAAGCAAAUUGUGGCAGCCUUUAAAGCAAUGCAUGUGACCUGAUGACAAGAAAUAUUGAAACAUUAUAUAUUUAUGGAUAAAUACUGAAAGACUUAUAAUGUCAUGCUAAUUACAAUCUAAGUUUUUUUUAAAUAUUGCAAUUGUAUUUGUCAUGUCAUAGAGCAAUCUAUGACAAAUGAUGGAGUCUCUGCAGACUGCAUGAAGAUGGUGAAAGUGA